UCAAAUCUAUUCUACACUUCAAGGAGCUUACUUUCACUUUUACUUUGAAGAACAGAAGCGCAAAUCAGCCACAAACUGGUGUAAAUAAAUCAAGAUUUAGACCUGUGUAUGAAUAAUGAGCUACGACAGAGCGAUUACUGUGUUUUCUCCUGAUGGACACCUGUUCCAGGUGGAAUAUGCUCAAGAGGCAGUGAAGAAGGGUUCAACUGCAGUGGGGGUGAGAGGCAAAAACGUCGUUGUGCUCGGAGUUGAGAAGAAAUCGGCGGCCAUGCUUCAGGAUGACAGGACAGUGCGGAAAAUCUGCUCUCUGGAUGACAACAUCUUCCUGGCGUUUGCUGGCCUGACCGCAGAUGCGAGGAUCCUGAUUAACAGAGCUCGGGUGGAGUGUCAAAGCCACAGACUGACUGUAGAGGAUCCGGCCACUGUGGAGUACAUCACCCGCUACAUCGCCAACAUGAAACAGCGUUACACGCAGAGUAACGGACGAAGACCAUUUGGGAUCUCUUCCCUCAUCAUGGGCUUUGAUUUUGAUGGUACUCCCAAUCUCUAUCAGACUGAUCCUUCUGGAACAUACCAUGCCUGGAAGGCAAAUGCUAUCGGGCGAUCAGCGAAAACCGUUCGCGAAUUCCUGGAGAAGAACUACAAAGAGGAGGAGAUGGAGUCAGAGGAAUUAGUGCUUAAACUGGCAGUCAAAGCUCUUCUCGAGGUGGUGCAAUCAGGUGGAAAAAAUAUCGAGUUGGCCAAAAUGAAGCACGGCGAACCCAUGAAGAUUUUGGACCCUGAUGAAGUCGAGAGGAUCGUAUCUGAACUGGAGAAAGAAAAGGAGGAAGCGGAGAAGAAAAAGAAAUCUGCAGCCACCAAAACAUCCUGAACAUGAAUGUUAAGCAACAAUGAAUUCAUGCAUUAAAACUUUGAGGUUUAUCAGCCAUUUUCCAAUUUAUUAACAAUGGUUCCUUUUUUUGUACAAAGUCCCCAGUUAAUUCAAAUGCAAAGCAAAAAUAAAGGAAACAAAACAAAAA
Tachysurus fulvidraco (yellow catfish) is the source of this 1019-nucleotide messenger RNA. Its product is annotated as proteasome 20S subunit alpha 7. The transcript has 7 exons. Gene Ontology annotation, cellular component: nucleus; proteasome core complex; proteasome core complex, alpha-subunit complex. The record is from RefSeq and is a predicted model, not a curated record. Gene Ontology annotation, biological process: ubiquitin-dependent protein catabolic process. Bases 116 to 871 code for a protein of 251 amino acids. NCBI's taxonomy places the organism in Eukaryota, Metazoa, Chordata, Actinopteri, Siluriformes, Bagridae.